Molecule: messenger RNA, 1986 nt
Organism: Oldenlandia corymbosa var. corymbosa
Lineage: Eukaryota; Viridiplantae; Streptophyta; Magnoliopsida; Gentianales; Rubiaceae
Source: the annotation of a GenBank genome assembly
GGGGUCCAAUAUAUAUUCAUUCCCCUCAUUCCUCAAAUUUCACAUUGAUUUUCUUCUCCUUUGAUUUGAUUUGACGUUACAAUAUAGGUACAUUAAUGUUUUACGCUUGUGUGGAAGGUUCUCCCCAGUUUUGCGUGAGGCAAUAACGUAUUUCAGUGUAUUACGCUGUUUAGACAAAAGAGGUCAUGCAAAAUUUGUUACAUCUAUUGAGAACUUUUGGUGUUAUAAAUAACGUUGAUGCUUCAUGAGUUUUUUCACACAUUCUCGAUCAAGCAAGCUAGCCUACCCCUUUAAUUAAACAUAACUACAUAUAUAUCUAGAUGGAAGCCAGCAUGGAUGAAGCAGCAAAGCUUCAGCUCCAAGGACAAGCCCAUGUAUGGAAACAAAUCUUCAGCUUUGUGAAUUCCAUGGCACUAAAAUGUGCUGUGGAUCUCCGAAUACCCGACAUUUUACACUCUCACAAUCGACCUUUAUCCCUCUCUGAAAUUGCAUCCAAAAUCACCAAUAACUCUCCAUCCCCAAAUACCGUUAAUUACCUCUCUCGAAUCAUGCGUUUUCUAGUACACAACCAAAUCUUCACUUCCACCACUUCGCCUGAUUCCUCCACCGUGCUCUACGGCCCAACUCCCGCCUCGAGCUGGCUCGUAACCGGGUCUACCGGGUUGAGCUUAGCUCCAUAUAUGUCCAUGCAUUUGCACCCCUGGUUUUUGAGUCCAUGGCAUCGGCUAAGUGAGUGUGUGAGCGAAGGUGGGACCCCAUUUGACAAUGAACAUGGAUGCAAUAUCUGGGAUUUUGCCGCGAAAAACCAGAAAUUCAACAAGCUUUUUAACGAUGGAAUGGCAUGCACGGGAAGAAUCACAAUGCAUGCGAUUCUUUCCGGGUUUAAAAAGGAUGCUUACGCUUUUGAGAGUUUGGAAUCCAUGGUCAAUGUCGGUGGAGGAACUGGACAAGCUAUAGCUGAGAUUGUUAAGGUUUAUCCAAAUAUUAAAGGCAUCAAUUUUGAUUUGCCCCAUGUUAUUGCAACGGCACCGGAAUUUGCUGGAGUUUCUCAUGUCGGCGGCGACAUGUUUAAGGAGGUCCCUAGUGCUCAAGCCGUCCUUAUGAAGCGGAUCAUGCAUGACUGGGACGAAGAAGAUUGCGUGAAAAUCUUGGAAAAAUGUCGAAAAGCGAUACCCGAAAAAACAGGAAAAGUAUUCAUAGUUGAUGUGGUAUUAAACCCGGAUGGGGAUGAGGUGUUUGGUAACAGUGCACUGGUAUUGGAUUUGGUAAUGAUCACUCAUACAUUUGGGAAGGAGAGGACGGAAUCGGAAUGGAAAACUCUUCUUGAAAAAGGAGGUUUUCCUCGCUACAAAGUCACCAAAAUUCCAUCAUUGUAUUCAAUCAUAGAAGCCUAUCCUAAUUAAGGAUGGUAAGCAAUUUUAGCCUAAGCUAAAAUAUUGAGAUCUGGUGACGUUGCUUAUAUAUUGGCGUUCUUCUUCACUUGCAGAAUUUCACAAGAUUCCGGUUCUUACGAGUUACGAGGAAGCCGAUAACUCACAAUGGAGGCUUGGAUCCCUUUUUCCAAGUAUCCAUUUCUGCAUUAUUAUUAAUAUUAUAAGACUCGUAACAAAUAACCAUGACCAUCUUGCCUUGCAAGCAUCAUGGUCCGUGGAGAUUAAAGUAAACAAAAGUACAACAAAAUCGUUUGCCUAAAUUGAUCAUGUUUUCAUGUUUUAAAAAUAAAUAUGUAUUGAAUGGAAAAGGCUGAGUGUUUAAGUACGUCAUCUUCCAUUUCUUGCUGCAUCUUAAUUAAGGCAAAAAAAAAUUUUAUAUUACGCAUUCGGUGUCAAAAUCAUUGUUCCGACUAAUCCAGAUGCGAGUCAUGUAUGUCCUUUCCAGAGACAAAUCUCUCCCAACAAGUAUUUUAAGGCAAAUCUUUGUUUGGGCAAGUCCUAAAUAAUUUUGUCGUGAUGUACCUCUUUAUGGAAUUAAUAAAAUUGGGUGCCC